Messenger RNA from Cynara cardunculus var. scolymus (artichoke), 1623 nucleotides. RefSeq names its product pentatricopeptide repeat-containing protein At3g29230-like. The transcript has 2 exons. The record is from RefSeq and is a predicted model, not a curated record. NCBI's taxonomy places the organism in Eukaryota, Viridiplantae, Streptophyta, Magnoliopsida, Asterales, Asteraceae. Bases 43 to 1623 code for a protein of 526 amino acids. Gene Ontology annotation, molecular function: protein binding; RNA binding. Gene Ontology annotation, biological process: RNA modification.
UACAAUUCCAUAGAUUCCUUUGUCGAUUGAGGGUUUCCAACUAUGAAUUCAGCAAGCCGCAUGUUCUCCCAAAUUCAACAAAUCAAUAGAACCACCUACACGUACAACACGAUGAUAAAAUCCCAUAUCAGGAACUCAAAUUCAAAACCACAACUGGGUUUUGAGAUUUAUGCUAAAAUGAAAAGAGAUGGGAUUGAUUGUGAUAAUUAUACAUACCCAUUUGUGCUGAAGGCGUGUACGAUGAUAUGCGGACUGUGGGAAGGCAGACAAGUUCAUGCAGAAGUUGUGAAAGUCGGGUUUUUUUAUUCGAAUUUGUUUGUGAUAAAUGGGUUGAUUGGUAUGUACUGUAAGUGUCGCCAGAUGAGUUGUUCCAGGGUUUUAUUUGAUGGGUUCCAUGGGAAGGAUUUGGUAUCAUGGAACUUGAUGUUGAGUGGGUAUGUAGGGUGUGGUGAUAUAGUGGAAGCACAGAAGAUGUUUGAUCAAAUGUCUGAGAGAGAUGUUGUCUCUUGGUCCAUUAUGAUUGAUGGGUACGGCAAGAAACUAGGUGACAUUAUUCAUGCUCGGUCGCUCUUUGACCGAAUGCAUAAACGUGACUUGGUUUCAUGGAAUACUAUGAUAGAUUCAUACGCAAAGGUAGGUGAUAUGGUGGCAGCUCGGGAACUAUUUGAUGAAAUGGAACAUAAGAAUGUAAUUUCUUGGAGCAUUAUGAUCGAUGGCUAUUCACAGCACCAAGAUCCCAAAGAAGCAUUGAAUGUCUUCAAUCUAAUGCUUUCUAAUGACAUAAAACCCGAUAAAUUCUGUGUUGUUGGUGCUAUAUCGGCUUGUGCCCAGUUGGGUGCGCUUGAUCAAGGAAGGUGGAUUCAUAUCUACAUCCAAAAGAACAAAAUCACACUUGACGUUGUGGUGAACACAGCCCUUGUAGACAUGUAUAUGAAAUGUGGUAGCACCGAAGAGGCUCGUGCAGUUUUCGUUAGCAUGUCAGAAAGAAACGUUAUCAGUUGGAAUGUGAUGAUUUCUGGGUUCGGUAUCAAUGGUUUCGGGGACGAAGCUCUGAGUUAUUUCGAUCAAAUGCGGAAAGAAGGAAUUCAAGCAGACAAUUUGAUUUAUGUGAGCGUUCUUUCCGCUUGUAGUCAUGCAGGAUUCGUACCCGAAGGUCUUGAAAUCUUUCGGAAAAUACCAAAACCUAAAGUUGAACACUAUGGAUGCUUGAUUGAUCUUCUUGGGCGAGCAGGUAAAUUAAGACAAGCACUAAACUUUAUAGCGUCGAUGCCAAUGGAACCGAAUUCAGAUCUGUGGGGUUCUGUUCUUUUGGCAUGUCGGGUACAAAAAAACGUCGGUUUAGGUGAAUUCGUGUUGAAUAAGCUUAUGGAACUCAAUGGCGAUGAUUGUGGGGUUUAUGUUGUUAUGUCGAAUAUUUAUGCUGAUAAUGGAAUGUGGGAAGGUGUAACGGAGAUGAGGAAGAUGGUAUCGGAGAAAGGGAUGAGGAAGGAGAGUGGGAAGAGCGUGAUCGAGGUGGUUGAUGGUGGGGUCGAGGAAUUUGUUUGCGGUAAAACGGGUCGGGUUCACGGUGACGAUAUCGAACAAGUUCUUUGGAGCUUAUCAAAGAUUAUGGAUUUGGAAUAG